Molecule: messenger RNA, 2041 nt
Organism: Hemibagrus wyckioides
Lineage: Eukaryota; Metazoa; Chordata; Actinopteri; Siluriformes; Bagridae
Gene: zpld1b
Product: zona pellucida-like domain containing 1b
Exons: 10
Coding region: 3-1232 (409 amino acids)
Cellular component (GO): cell surface
Source: RefSeq, a predicted model, not a curated record
ACAUGGAGCUAAUAUGCCUCCUCCUUUUCUUAAUACAUGGAAUGCCUUUGGCUUUUACUCAGUUUAAUGGCUACAACUGUGAUCCUGGCCUCCACAGCAGGUUUCCAGCUGAGCGGGAUAUCACUGUGUACUGUGGUGUGCAGACCAUCACACUGAAGAUCAACUUCUGUCCAGUGCUCUACUCGGGCUACACUGAUGCAGAUCUGGCCUUGAAUGGGCAUCACGGUGACGCUCAGUGCCGUGGCUUCAUCAACAACAACACGUUCCCAACAGCGGUGCUGUUCAGCAUCAGCCUCAGCACACUGGAGGCCUGCGGAAACAUGCUGGUGGUCUCGGCAGCUCCUAGCUACAACGCUUUUGGAAAUAUAUCCCUGGUACAGAUAGGGAAUGUUUCAGGCUACAUCGACACCCCUGACCCUCCAACUAUCAUUAGCUACCUGCCAGGAUUGCUUUAUAAAUUCAGCUGCAGUUAUCCUCUGGAGUACCUGGUUAACAACUCUCAGCUGGCAUCAUCAUCAGCAGCAAUAGCAGUAAAAGACAACAAUGGCACCUUUGUGAGCACCUUGAGCUUGAUUCUAUACAAUGAUUCAUCCUUCAGUCAGCAGCUGUCCGUUCCCAUGGCCGGUCUGGCUCUGAAGACUAGAGUGUUUGCUGCUGUCAAGGCCACAAAUCUAGAUCGGAGGUGGAAUAUCCUGAUGGAUUACUGUUACACCACUCCCUCUGGGAAUCCCAAUGAUGAGAUACGCUACGAUCUUUUCUUCGGAUGUCACAAAGACCCACAGACUACAGUUUUUGAAAAUGGGAAAAGCCAGAUGGGUCGCUUUGCCUUUGAAGUUUUCCGGUUUGUCAAACACAAAAACCAGAAGAUGUCCACUGUCUUCCUGCACUGUGUCACAAAGUUGUGUCGGGUUGAUGACUGCGCAAUGUUGAUGCCGAUCUGUGGAAUAAGAAGAAAGAGGGAGGACCCCAUACCUCCUCAUGCUUCCACUGAAGAUGCUAUCAUAACAGCUGGCCCUAUAAUCACCAGAGGUGAUGAAACCUCAACCACCAACUCACAGCUUGCGUCACCAAGUGACCCCUCCUCACCACUGGACACAGUGACGAGUGCUCUUGUUGCCGGGGUGGCAGUGUUGGGCCUGAUGAGCUUGAGCUUCUUCAUCCUUUCCAUCAGGCUUCUACGCAGAUCCAGUCCCACAUCACUGGCUGGCAUAUGGAACCCCAGCUUUAAAUAAAACACACAACCCUACUGCAUAAUCUCUGCCUUCUAAAUCUUUUCCAUCCGAGUCACUGCCAUUUACAGAAAGUAAGUUUUGGCAGGGCCAGAAUUCAGACCACUGUCUGUUAUGUAUUUUGUUUACUAUUGUUCUUAAUAAUAAUAUUAUGUUACUCCUUUUAACGUCUUUAUAUCUUCUUCUACUUCCUGCAGCCAUUGGGUUUGCCUUACACCUUACUCUUACUGUACUUCUGUAAAAAAAGAAAACGUAGACACAAGCAGCCAAAGUUUUUGUUUAUUACCUCAUCUAGAUAUAAUUAUACACCCUUCAUGAAAAUGAGGAUAAAGUUAUAUAGUUAAGUGAUUAUACAUAAAUCUUUGAGCUUGAACUUACACAAACUUUGUAUGGACCAUAGUUCCCUGGAGAGAAUAACAACACAGAGUCUGUCUGUAAAAUCUAACAAUGUUGGAGACACUUCUAGGGAAUAAUGGCCCGUGGAGAUGGAGAUAGUUAUUGCAAAACAGUGAUUUAUCUUGAUUUUAUUAUAUACUGACUCAUCUUCUUUCUGAAAGCUCUAUAAAUAUGACCAAGUCUAUGUCAGAGGUUACCAGGUUUUGGGCUAAAAUACGCUGGGGCUUAUAUUAAUGCCAUCAAUCUGCAACAAGAGCUGCUGAACUACCGGCAACAAAACAGCCCCAAGGGUUACAAUUUCUUUGUAUGGAGUCCCGAAAAGGUUUUUUAAGGAAAGAAAAGGACCCUUGUGACCAAAUUUUGGACUCUUUGACUACAAUAUAGAAGUUGUAAUGAUGCUUCCAAAAUAUGAAUUA